Talaromyces proteolyticus is the source of this 294-nucleotide messenger RNA. RefSeq lists its product as uncharacterized. The transcript has 2 exons. Gene Ontology annotation, molecular function: protein dimerization activity; DNA binding. The coding region runs from base 1 to 294 and encodes 97 amino acids. The record is from RefSeq and is a predicted model, not a curated record. Lineage: Eukaryota; Fungi; Ascomycota; Eurotiomycetes; Eurotiales; Trichocomaceae.
AUGAAAUUCAUCGACAGACUGAGAUACUCGAAGAGAAAGAGGACCUUGUUGAAAAAAGUUUACGAACUUUGUACCUUGUGUGAUGUGGACGUAUACUUGGUUGCCGUUCACCACGGCGAUGAAACGGUCAUUAUCAAUACACGGAACCGUGGAGACUGGCCACCUGCUGAAGAACAGUUGGAGGACAUGUACCUCAUGAUGGAGAGGUUUAAUCUCGAUGACUUGGGCGAAUAUCUUGCGGAAGCGGAGCCAAAUGUCGAGCUCGAGCUUCCGGAACCUCCUGAACUGUUGUAA